Messenger RNA from Ostertagia ostertagi, 720 nucleotides. The record is from the annotation of a GenBank genome assembly. NCBI's taxonomy places the organism in Eukaryota, Metazoa, Nematoda, Chromadorea, Rhabditida, Trichostrongylidae.
AUGGAGAAAUAUGUGCUAUGUUAUCCGGAUUUCGCAAAAUUUGUGCCAAAAAAGGAUCAGGGUUUGGUGUGGAUGAUGCGAUCGUUAAGGUUCUGUGAGGUCAAUCAGAUAUUUGCCUAUAGUCGUUUCGCUCAUUCUUAUCAUCGUCAUUUUCAGACAAAGUUUCUCAAGUACGCCUACGCUCUGAUUUGUGACAAAGGCCGGCUAGUGGCUAAAGAAGAGCACUUCGAUUUGUACUUGUAUUCAUCUUUAUUCAAAGCACUCUACGAACGGGACAACAUGGAUCGAAUGUGGGUCGAAGAACAUCUCUUCAACUAUCCUGAACAAGUUUCUCCAACGAGUUUAUUACAGGCAAAUUUGUCAACGUGUCUCAGAUGUCUACUCAGACCUUUACAGUCGAUGCUAUGUGCCACAUGUUUCGAAACGUCAGCGAAAAAUCAGCGAGCGAUGUUCGGGGACAUCUACACCACUGCUGAAAUUUCCGUCAAUGUUUCAACGUUUUUCGCGUCACUGCGACAACUUUGCCGAGCAAUUUCCAACAUGGGCCUAGCGCUCUCCGAAGACGUUCUCUUCAUGAACUUACUCAGUUCAAGUAUGGUCUCAAACAUCCAUUCGGAUUCGGAGCUGCCCUCUUUGGUUCUUAAAACUCGCCUGGUGCUGCAGAAUUUCUCAGUGGCUGCAAUCAAACUCUGGAAACAAAUUGAGCAAGUCAGAAAGUAA